Metschnikowia bicuspidata var. bicuspidata NRRL YB-4993 is the source of this 2920-nucleotide messenger RNA. RefSeq names its product mRNA-binding protein (gene PUF3). The record is from RefSeq and is a predicted model, not a curated record. The transcript has a single exon. NCBI's taxonomy places the organism in Eukaryota, Fungi, Ascomycota, Pichiomycetes, Serinales, Metschnikowiaceae. Gene Ontology annotation, cellular component: cytoplasm. Gene Ontology annotation, biological process: nuclear-transcribed mRNA catabolic process, deadenylation-dependent decay. Gene Ontology annotation, molecular function: mRNA 3'-UTR binding. Bases 394 to 2796 code for a protein of 800 amino acids.
UCUGGUUACUCACGGUCUUUUUGUAAGUCAGGAUCCGCUUCCAAAUACGUUGAUAUUCAAAGCAUCGGGUCUCAGGUUCUGCUGUCUUUGUCUGCUAUACAUUAAGGCCAUCCGAAAAGGUUGUUAUUUGCGGCGUCUUUAUUACGCCUAACAAGUGAGAUUUUGGUACCCGGGCCUCAUUCACCCCGGCAGUUCGCACCAUUCGCUUUUUGUUUUUAACAGACUGUUCUGAGCGACAGUCAAUAUUGAACAAACCGUGGAACUAGUCCUGCUCGAAACAAAUCCUAUUUAUCACAGAGUAUCGAGAAAGUAAUCCACUUCUGUAGCGCUAUCACAUAGUCGCCACUGAUUUCUCCAGCCCACCAGUCUCACCCCAUACUUGUACAUAAAAAAAUGCCUUCCGAGACAAUCUGGUCCAACAACUCCAAACCACCCAGCCCUAAUACGGAAAACAACUAUCGGUCUGUUCUUGAACUGGUUGACACGCCCAUGUCAGAUUUGCUCGGCUCUGCCCGUGGAGACCAGCGCAGCUUUUCGUUCACGGACAGUGGCGAAUUUGAGGGGAACUUAUUUGAUUUCAAGUCCAGUAUCGCCCAGGUGUCAUACGCCGCUAGUACAGGAGGGCCACACUCACUUGCGGCCCCAAGACCCGCGAAGGCAACGCAAGCAUUUCCUCUUGGUACUGCUUCCAUCAGCGGCGGGAUCGCCAACAGACACCCUCCGCAAGACAGUUUCUUGAGUAAGUUUGCGUCAAUCGCAGAUGCCACAAAGGAGAUCGAACUCUCAAACUCUUUGGGCUCUUUGGCCCUCGACAGCACGCACGAGGCGCCCCGGCGCACCAGUUUCAACAGCGAGCUGACUGCGGCGAAAGCGUUCAACAUGUCCCCGCACAGCUCUUUGAACGAGAAUUUGAACAUGCCGGCCCGCUCCUCUAGACACCAGUCAAUCAGCGAGAAAAUCGACAACUACAAUAACAACUCGCCGAUCCAAGCCACCGCCGCCUUGUCAACCGGCACAGACCCAAAUGUGCAUUCAGGACCAGGCGGUGAUAAGCUGCAGAACAAGCAUCCGAAUUUCUGGAACCCUGCGACGGCAACCUCUUUCACGCCUCAUCAAAAUUUUAAUUAUUUCCUCGACGGUGCACCUGCGCACCCACAGGCAGCGUUCCCUCGGGGAGGCCCAUUUUUCCCUGCGCCUAGCCCACCUCCUUUUGUGAUGAACGGUGUGCCAUUCAUGGAUGGAGGCAUGUAUGGAAUGAUGCCAUACAUGCCCCCAAUUCCGCCCAUGGAGUCCGUGCCCACCAACGAGGAGCGGACCCAAACGUCCGAAAAUGGCUCUGAAAACAAGCCUAACUCUCCCAACGAGGCAGAGAAGCAGGUCCCCGUGGGAUUUCCAGGAAUAGGAUUGAUGAACCGAGGAUUCCACCCUGGUGGUCCAGGCUUCAUGUUUCAGCCUUUCAAUCCGUAUUCGAUCUACGGGCCUGUACCCUCUCCGGGUCCUGUGCCCCCUGUUUCGAUGGCUGCUGUCGAACGAAGCCCCCAAAACUCCCCGGACAUUAAGCAUUCAAACAAGAGCAAAAAGUCAACUGCGGCUCCGUCUUCCGGGAAUCACACAAAUAAUCAAAAUACGUCUUCUAAUUCUCAAGGAAAGAAGGGGAAAUCCGGCAGGGGGAACGGUGGCGGCAAGUCUGCCCACCACAUCUAUCGCUCGCCGCUCUUGGAGGAGGUUCGUUCCAACUCCAAAGGCAAGGAAUAUUUUUUGAAAGAUAUCUAUGGCCAUGUCGUUGAAUUCACCAAGGAUCAACAUGGCUCUCGUUUCAUCCAACAAAAAUUACCAUCUGCUUCCGACGAAGAAAAAGAAAUUGCAUUUAACGAAAUUCGCGAUAUUUCAUAUGAGUUAAUGACUGAUGUCUUCGGGAACUACGUUAUCCAGAAGUUUUUUGAACACGGUUCGGAUACCCAUAAGCAAAUUUUGUUGGAAAGCAUGAUCAGUAAUGUCUACGAGCUCUCUUUGCAGAUGUAUGGGUGCCGUGUCGUUCAAAGAGCCCUAGAAUUUGUUCCGCUUGAAGGUCAGAUCACUAUCGUGAACGAAUUGAAGAGCUAUAUCCUUGUGUGCGCAAAAGAUCAGAACGGCAAUCAUGUCAUCCAGAAGUCCAUUGAAAAAAUUCCAUUUGAAUUCGUCAGAUUCAUACUUGAUAGUUUGCGGGAUCAUAUUUAUCACUUGGCAACCCAUCCUUACGGCUGUAGGGUAAUUCAGCGCUUAUUAGAAUUUUCGAAUACUGAAGACCAGCAAUUCAUUCUCGCGGAACUCAAGAAGUACAUCUUUUAUUUGAUUCAAGAUCAGUAUGGAAAUUAUGUGAUACAACAUAUACUUGAACAUGGUGCGCCGGAAGAUCAGGAGGAGAUUCUUCAAGUUGUGCUUGGUUCUGUCGUCAACUUUUCGAAACAUAAGUUUGCUUCGAACGUGAUUGAGAAAUGUAUAAAACACGGGUCCUUAAUGCAGAGACAACGUAUUCUCGAUGAAGUCAUGCUUGGAAACGAAGAGCUUGACAUGGAAACCGUGGAUGAUGAAUCACCAUUGGCCAUGAUGAUGAAAGAUCAAUAUGCCAACUAUGUGAUUCAAAAGCUCGUUGAGGGGUUUGAUCCAAAGAGCCAAGAGAAAAGGAAAUUGGUCAUGAAAUUGAGACAGUAUUUGCAACAGCUCUCGAUGAAAAAUAAUUAUGGCAAGCAUUUGGCCUCCGUGGAGAAGAUGAUAGCCGUUGCCGAGACUGCCUUAGUCGAAUCCGAUCGCGCCUAGAUGAAGCAGGCCAAUGACUCGGUGGCUACCAGCCUGUAAGAAAUUCAAAACUUGUAUAUAUGUUUAAUUCAAAUAAUCUAACCAUAGGCGUCUGAUGUGCCCAAAAAUAAAAAGAGGUGUCUCU